CCCCGCCCCCGCCCCCCCACACUGCCGCCGCAACACCGUGGUUCGGGCCCCGCUGCGUCGGGAUGAGCCGCGUUUCUCCAUGGAGACCAAACGGGCCGAGAUCCCCAGCAGCGUCUUGGACGACCUCUGCAGCCGAUUUAUUUUGCACAUUCCAAGUGAAGAGAGAGACAAUGCAAUCAGAGUGUGUUUUCAGAUUGAACUUGCCCAUUGGUUUUACUUGGACUUCUACAUGCAAAACACACCAGGAUUACCUCAGUGUGGGAUAAGAGACUUUGCUAAAGCUGUCUUCAAUCACUGCCCUUUUUUACUGCCUCAAGGUGAAGAUGUGCAAAAGGUUUUAGAUGAGUGGAAAGAAUACAAAAUGGGAGUGCCAACCUAUGGUGCAAUUAUUCUCGAUGAGACACUUGAAAAUGUUCUUUUGGUUCAGGGCUAUUUGGCAAAGUCUGGUUGGGGAUUUCCAAAAGGGAAAGUAAAUAAAGAAGAGGCUCCUCAUGACUGUGCUGCUAGAGAGGUGUUUGAAGAAACUGGCUUUGACAUAAAAGAUUAUAUCUGCAAAGAAGAAUACAUCGAGCUGCGAAUUAAUGAUCAAUUAGCACGACUGUACAUCAUUCCAGGAGUUCCCAAGAACACAAAAUUCAACCCCAAAACUAGGAGGGAAAUUCGGAAUAUUGAGUGGUUUUCCAUCGACAAAUUGCCAUGCCACAGAAAUGACAUGACCCCAAAGUCCAAGUUGGGUUUGGCACCUAACAAAUUCUUUAUGGCAAUUCCCUUCAUCAGGCCAUUGAGGGAAUGGAUUUCCCGAAGGAACGGAGAUUCCACAGAUAGCGAUAAUGGAUGUUCAUCUGCGGGGAGCACAUCCUCUAGGCCCAACUUGGAAAAAGCUAGAUCCAAACUUCGCUGUAGUCAGCAGGUGUUUACAGAUGGCUCUUCAGGAGAGCAGUGGGUGAAGCCAAAACAGCCACAGAAGCCAUAUAGUCAUCCUGAGAUGUCAGAAGCUUUGAAAAUAAAGAGUCAGAGCUUGAGGAGCAAUGGCAGAAAGCAGCAUCAAGACACUUCUACCCAGAAGAAGCGAACAAACGGAGUCCAUGCUCAACCAGUUAAGCAAAACCAUACCUUGAAAUGUGAAAAAAGGCUUAAUACGAGAAGACUUCAAGAUAACUUUGAAACAGAUGCAGCAUAUGAGAUGUGUUGCUCCAGUGAAGACCCACUGCCAGAACACGUAGAGGGACAUUCUGUGGCAUGCAAUGGCCAUUACAAAUUUGCAUUCUCAUCAAGAGCUUUCUUGAGUUUCAAGUUUGACCAUGAUGCCAUAAUGAAAAAUUUUGACCUCUGACAGCAAAAUUAUUAGGAGCAAAAAUCAGACUUGCCUGUUGCAAUUGAGGGGGUUUAUUAUCCAGCCUUACUCUUUCUCAGGACUUUUUUGUUUUGUUUUGUUUGAUUGAUUUCUAAAUGCAAUGCAGGGACUGACUGAUGGUUUGGAAGGGUUUGUUCUUUUUGCAGUAUGGGAGUGGCAUAGUCAAGUGUUGCACUUUAAAUGCAGUAUAGCCUUUGUCCACAAAAGUACAAAGUACCUUUCCAGUGUUCAGUUCACUUGUUCCUAGCUGUGCGUUAGAGGGCAUUUUUUAAUCUUUGGUUGUUGUUUUUUGUUUUUUCUUUUUUUUAACUUGCUGUGUGUUUUAUAGAAUGUCAUUGACUUUUUUUUUUUUUAACUGUUAGCAUAUACCAGCUUGCUAAACCUUUAAAUGCUCUGAUGUAAAUUAUUGGAUUUGUUAGUCAUUAUUGUGUAGCACAUUGCAAUAUUAUGGCAGUGGCAAUGAAACUGAUUCUCAGAGGACUCCUCUGUGCUAGUGAUUUUGAAACCAAGUUGCACAUUUCAAACUUAGCCUCAGCCUGUCAUCCUUUCUCUGUCCUGGUUGCUUGCCCAAAGUAUCUUCCCUCCUUCACCCUGAUAAUUUCUGUUGGCUGGCAAUCAGUAGCACUUGGAGUCAAAUCUAUAGCAUGUUGACUUCUCGUACCUACUCUGCCUCUGUCUCCAGUAAGGAUACACAAACUGGGUAGAAUUUAGCCAUUCAAAGUGUCUAGCUUCAACUCUUAAGCACUGUCCCCAGCUGGGUAAGAAGUUGCAAGUUUUUGUGUCAGCCCAGUUGCAGCUGCUUUCAAAAACGAAAAGCUUAAACUUUGUGAGAGGUUACUUGUGUAGAAUUUAUACUGAAUGUAAAUAAGCCUCUGUAGAUCUCACUGAGGAGGAAGGCAGGUGCAUGGAUAAUAGAGUCAUUGUGUGACACUAAACGGCUUAAUCGGGCUUGCAAUAAUUAUUCUAAGGGUGUCCAGUAUCGUAUUCUGUGCUGUUGUCCUCAGAUCUGUUGUGUAGUGUAUGCUCUGUAUAUAUCCAGUGGUAUUGAAUUGCACUUGCAGUUAGCAUUUAAAUGAUGUAGCCUCAGUUGUUUUCAGCUACAACACUUUCGUAGUAAAAAUAUCAAAGAUGGGGGGGACACACCAAAAAACCAGUAAGAGUUGAGGUGACAAACUGUUAAAUCACCUUCAUGAUUCAAGUUACAGGGUUUUGAACACGUGCUUUGCAGCUGAGAGAAAUGCACUGUCACAGCAGCUUGUGGUAGCAAGCAUGUUGUCCCAGAUUUAAAAAUAGACUUUUCUCUAAAAUAAAGGUGAGUAAUUGGUGACACCAUAGGUUGAAUGAACUACGCCCAUGUCUCAUCACAGUGUAUGCUCAUGCACCGAGUCUUUAUGCAACUCAUGUGUCAUCCAAAACCAAAAUCCUGGUCUUCCUUCAACCACCCUACUUCAUCCAUCCUACCUGAUCUGUUACCUAGUGCUUUUCCUCAGAAAUAGCUUUAGAAUUAUCUCCUGGUUUAUUUACCUGCCUGGUACCAGGUGAUAUGGGAUUCUAAUGCUGUAAUAAUCUUGGUGAUGGGAAUGCUGGGCUCCUGUAUGAGUCAACAGGAGAAACAGACUGCAGCAUUUCCUCCUUCUGGAGGACAAGAGUCUUGAGGGCCUUGUCUUUCAAGACCAAAUUGUGAAAUAGCUCAAUUUAGCUUUGUCUCACUUUGUUUAAAAAAAAAAAAAAAGUUAAAAAAAAAGGUAUCCAAAGGCUGUUCAAAACAGUACAUGGCAAAGAACAGUAAUUGAGAAGGUGGGAUAACGCUGGAGGAGGUUUAUGUUAUUCAGCUUCAGGUGAAAACUAAUGUUUAGUUACUUCUUUAGUGCAAGUAGUUGAUUUCCCAGCAAAAGUGCCUUUACUCAUGGUGAGGCAGAAGUUUGUAUUCAUAUCCUGAGGCUGCUACUGCCUGUGGAGUUCACAAGACUCUCCUAAGGCAUGAUUAAAUAUCAGGCUGUGGAAAUCUUUAAUAAGUAAGUUGACUUUUCAGAUAAAUUACAGUUAUAUUUCAUGUAGUGCUCUGUGAAAUAAAGGGGAUAUUGACAAAGCAGUGAACUUGGAGCUUCUGCCAGUUGUUUGGGAAAUCAUGUCCCAGACAGAGGAAAUCUUUAGCACGAAGCAAGUGUGUCCUAUGAAUAGGAGUUGCUGGCUGUCCUCUGUAUUCACUGGGUCAUUUUUUUCUUAGUGAAAGGUUGGUCUUAAGAGGAGUGGGUUGCUUCAUGAAGCAACCCAAAGUGGGGCUUAUACAUAUGUCAUGAUUUUAGUAAAUCUAGCCUUAAUGUGAGUUGCAAAUAAAUGUGAUAAAUAUGCAAUAACUUCUUUGUAUAAGGGUACUGUUUCUUGUAGUAGCAUUGCUUUUUGCUUUCUCAGUAAGGUUUCUAAAACAAUGUAAGUGUGGUGGCAUGUGAUCUACCUUAUGGGUUCUGUCAUGCCCUGCACUGUGAACAUUUUUUUAUUGUUUACUAUUGUUUAUGUUCUUAUUUCACCAUCCUUUUAUAAUUAAGUAUAUUUCUAAGUUUAGAAGUACAGUUUACAUUAUGUUCUGUAAAACAGUGAAGAAGUAACAAGUUUAGAAUAGAAUUUAGUUCUGUGAGUUUUUAUUUUGUCGGAGCUAGACACAGUAAUUGCAUGUCAGACUCGAGAGCUGAUGUCAAGAUACUUGAAAAACAAACAUUUCUCAAUUUGAGAAUGCUUGCCUGUAAGGGGUUAAUCAGAUUAUGAAUGGUCAUUCAAUGUUCUUGAAAUUAAAGAACUUGUGGAAUAAACAAAUGUUUAACAAAAAAAAAAAAGCCUACAAAUGUGUGGGUGCUGGGAAUCUAGUCCUAGUUUGCAGUUUCUAGUUCUACAUAAACUCCCUGCUUUAGUGCGAGAUUUUUUAGCAUCUCUCCUUCACAGAAUGCUCUAAACUUUGAACUCAGGCUGAAGAGUGAUCUGCCUAAUUGAAUGACAUAUAUUCUGUGCUGAAAUGCUAUUAACUUCAACUCCUCGAUGUACAUGCAUGCUUUUGAAAGUAGCUGUUGUCUUACCUAGUUUGAAGUCUGGAAACAGUGGUACUGGGAAGAAGAGGGGAAAUAGCUUUAUUUAUUGCACAAUCAAAGUAUUUUUUUAACACAAUGUAAAUUCUUUAGACCAAACUUGCAUAAAUAGUUUCUAAUAAAAAGUUGGGCCUAGUCACUGUUCCAGGCUUCUAUGCUGUGCUCCAACCUUCCUGAUUUAAUUUGGUGAUUUGAGAACAAUUCUGUGUUUUUUCCCUUCACCUAUCUGUGGCUGUUAUAAAUGUAACAGUUCCUUUUAAAAACAAGGCAGGCUUUGGGUCUGGCUGUUCCCAGCAGACUUGCUCUCAGAUAAGAAAUUAUUUUUUCCAACUUUUACUUACUGUAGUAGAGUUGCUUUUGUUGAUUUGCAAUUUAUAGCAGCACUCACGUCAUUCUGGUGUGAAGAGCAAGAGUCUGCAUUGAGAAUCCAAGCUCUAAUAUCCUGUCGUGCGAGAUGGCACUGCUGCUCCACGGGUGGCUGGCUGUCCAGUUGUUGGGUCAGUGGGCUGUUUAAUCCUUGGCUACCUGUUUUUUAUAAAUUCUGAGCAACAAGAGGGUUUUCUUUUUUCAGAGGUAAAGUCAGGUGCCUUCAUCUUUUAGAUUAGGAGGUUAUACUCUAAAUGUGUUACGAAGCUCAGAAUUAUUGAGAACUGAUUGAAUAGCCUCUCUUGUUGAUGUAAAAUCUGUUUAUUUACAGAAAUUGCGUCUUGCACUGUAUAUGUUAAAUAAUCUGGUGCUUAUACAUGACAUCAUGAUUUCAGAUUGCUAUUACAAUAUUUCAGCUUUUGAAGCAACCAAAAUUAUUUAAGAUAAGGUAGAUUUCUACAAGCUAACUGAAGGUGCUUUUACAGUAAAUUAGGCUUGGAAAUGUCACUGCUCUUGCAUAAUAGGUUUUUGUUCUUAUGCAUUUAUAGCAAUAGUGUAGUUCAAGAAUGAAAGUAGGCUAAAUGCUAGUAUUUGCACUGUUCUUAAUCCUGUACAUAAGCACCGGUCAAGGCAGUAGGAUUUAUGCUGUGUCUGCAUUUCACUGUUUCAAAUAGAACUCAAAUGGAAGACGUAUGUUGAUACAUAGCAAUUAACUUGCCAUAUUCAAGAUCAUACAAGAGGAAGAAUUCUGGAUUAGUAGUACUGUGUUAAAAUUAAGUGCUCGGGUUUUAACUUGUCUUUUAAUUCAAAAUGUUAGGUUAAGCUAGACUUAACUUACUGUAUAGGUUCAGCUUUACAGCAACCUUUAUCUUUAAAUUGUUCUCAGCUCUGGGAUACUUCUGGGAAGGAAGUAAAAGUGUCUUCAAUUCCUCCUUCAAUACUUGCAGAAGUAAAGAAAAGAAAGCUUGCUUUUUAACUACUUAUCAAAACUUCACAGGUUACAGAAUGUUUCAAUUGGAAUAGGUUCACUAUGAAAUUUAUGGGAAAACACUUGAGUAUUUUGUCAGUGUUGGUCACUUCUAUUACUGAUCAGAAGAACUAGCUUCUAGUUUCCAUUAUGAGUUAGUUCAGUGCCUUUAAAAAAAUGAUUACAGCUCAUGCAGCAUUAAUCAUUUUAAAACAAGGCAUUUAUAGCUUUUUAAGAUAAUAGAUCCUGCAAACUCAGUUCUCUACAAUGCACUUCCCACUGUCAGAAAAAACUUACUUUCCAAAUUUUUUAAAAGGCAUGUUUGAGCAAAAUAACUAAACUAGGGAGAUGAUCUUAGUGGUUGGGUAUAUAUUUUUGUUAUGCAGGAAAAGUAUGCAAAACUGCAUGAUUAAGAGCUCUCAGCAAAUACUUCUCAAGCCUAUACUUUAAAACAGGAUACUUCAGUAAUUUUACUAUGUCUGCAUGGCACUGCAGUGUGUGGAAGCUGUUCUUCAGCCCUGAGGAGCAGCUUAGCUGGGUUUGCAAGGCACUUUAACUUUAGAAAGCAAAACAGACUCCACAGAAGAAGGUGGGGUUGCGUUCAUUAAUUUUGGCAUAAUGCUAGAUUGCUCUAUGUGUUCUAGGACCCAGGCUGACUCAAGUAUUUCUGCCCAAAAAUAACACUUUUCUGUGCAGCACUGCAUGCCUCGCAGAAAAUGGAGAGCCAGUGUUUUAUUAUAUGGCUCUUUGCAUGAAGGGUUAUGUCUUCCUCCUGUUUGUUUAAAGCUCAAGAACUUGAUCUGUUUUCCUCACUGGUAUGUAAGUGGCAUAUCGGUGCUAGAAAGUACGUACAGCUAAUAGGGUUAAAACCAUGUAAAGUUACAGAUUUUAUUCCAUUCCCAUUAUUGUACCUUGAAGAAAGUUUGCAUUAGUCAACUCUUCAAUUUUAGUAAAUAAAAUCUGUAACUACCUGUAAUAUCUGUUGUACUGAUGGUUGUCAUUUUGUUACUCACAGGUUCAGAAACUGAAGCACACCAUUUAAGAGGCUGACUAAAUUGCCAUUUUCUUCUAUUCUGUAAUUUUUCUCUGCAAAAUUAAAUGAUUUUAUACAUAAA
Calidris pugnax (ruff) is the source of this 6879-nucleotide messenger RNA. RefSeq names its product decapping mRNA 2 (gene DCP2). Gene Ontology annotation, molecular function: RNA binding; manganese ion binding; 5'-(N(7)-methylguanosine 5'-triphospho)-[mRNA] hydrolase activity. The record is from RefSeq and is a predicted model, not a curated record. NCBI's taxonomy places the organism in Eukaryota, Metazoa, Chordata, Aves, Charadriiformes, Scolopacidae. The transcript has 11 exons. Gene Ontology annotation, cellular component: cytoplasm; P-body. Gene Ontology annotation, biological process: nuclear-transcribed mRNA catabolic process, nonsense-mediated decay; deadenylation-dependent decapping of nuclear-transcribed mRNA. The coding region runs from base 80 to 1333 and encodes 417 amino acids.